Molecule: messenger RNA, 1320 nt
Organism: Medioppia subpectinata
Lineage: Eukaryota; Metazoa; Arthropoda; Arachnida; Sarcoptiformes; Oppiidae
Source: the annotation of a GenBank genome assembly
AUGGCAAACGCUAUCAAAGACUUCUUCAAGAAGAAGAAAUUGGACGCAAAGUUUAUGGGAGUCGGAAGUGGACACCGAUUGGCAGACAGUACUUCUUCGUCCACUUCCGGCACCACUUCUUCGGCCAGUAAUUCAAACAUCAAUCAAACGAAUGCAAAGAAUCCCAAGAAUAUGACGACACAAAAGGCUGCGGAGGCGGCCAUUGAGCGCAUCCAAAGACAACAGUCCACUAAUAAAAGCAAUACUUUAGAGAAUAUUCUUCAGGAAGAGAGACAAAAGAUUAGCGAAGAAUACAGAAUGAAAGAGAAAGCGGAGUGUUUAGUGAAAGAAGAAGAGAAGUUGGAUAAGAAAUACAAAGAUUUCGAUGCAAACCAACGCUUCAGUUGUCCGACAAUUGAAUUAAACGAAUCGCUAAUAAUGGAGGAACUGUUGGAACAGAUCCUUGAUUUUAUUCAAACCAAUUUUGCCGACGAUCUCACGCUUAUGUCUGUCUUAACGUUAAUUAAUUGCAAUUCCAGUCCCAAUGAAGAGUCCGAACACAGAGUCGAGGAAUGUAUUAAAACGUUGGAUAAAGUGGUCAGUAAUUUAGAGAACAGUAGUCCAGACGAGAGACAGAAGUUCAGCAAAAUUAGGAAAUCAAAGAUUGAGAAAAAAGUGUUGGAAUUGAAGGGCGGACUCGAGUUCUUGGUAUCGAUUGGCUUUGAAGUGGACUCCACUGACGAAUGGCUUGUGUUUAGUGAUGAGACGCCAGACAUAAGGGACCAAAUGUCUUAUUACAGGGAUGUGUUGAAUAGCGCCCAAAAAUUUCCGUUAAUUCUCGACAGACAAACCGUACGCUUAGAGAGCAAUCAAAAGACACAAAAUCAGGACUUAAGUCAAGACUUUUUCCGACUAUCGACUGAUGAAGUGGUCCGUGAAAUGCAAACAUUGACUGAUAAGAGAGAAACGGAAGAAACGCUGCGAACCAAAGCCAUGAGAGAAACGAAGAAACGAAAUAUUAAUUCAAAGUUCUCUCGUUUGAGGUUUAGAUUCGCAAAUGGUGUGCAAAUUGAGGCCACUUUCGGCUCCAACGAGACGUUAGUUGACGUCAAGAAUUGGUUAUUAGAGCGCAUGGAAAGCGAUAAAGAGUUUAAUUUAAAGUGUGUUCACGAAGUGUUUACUCAACAACACUCUAAUCAAACUCUCAAAGCUCUGAAUCUGGUGCCGACGGCAGCCCUUCUUAUUGUAUCAAAAGAUGAUUAAAUUAUUUGUUAUUUCAUUAUUAAAUGCUAACAAAGAGUACAUUCAUAUGAAUAAUAAAAUUGAUAUAAAUUAUUUUAA